This is a messenger RNA of Diabrotica balteata, 605 nucleotides long. NCBI's taxonomy places the organism in Eukaryota, Metazoa, Arthropoda, Insecta, Coleoptera, Chrysomelidae. The record is from the annotation of a GenBank genome assembly.
AUGCGAUAGAAAAAGCGGCACAAAACAGUGGCCUAAACAUUAACGAACUAAAAACUAAAUACAUAAAGGCCAGCAUACAGAAUACAUGAAAGCCAGCAAGCGUGAACAGUUUUACAUAUCUAGUGAAGAAGUUAAGAGAAGAAUACAUAUCGGUAAUAAAACAUGCAAUUGCAUAAAAUGCAAAAUAUACAAGACCCUCAUAAAACCGGUCCUUGUAUAUGGAUCAGAAACGUGGACACUGUCGAAAAGCGAUGAGAACCUAUUAGGUACAUUUGAACGCAAAAUCCUUAGACACAUAUAUAAGGGUGUAAAAGAAACUGACAUAUGGCGCAGAAGAUAUAACUUUGAACUAUGCACAGCAUACAAUGAACCCGAGAUCGUAACAUCCAUAAAUAUCGGACGUCUGCGCUGGAUGGGCCAUAUUGAACAAAUGUUGGAAACUGAAACGCCAAAACAUAUAAUAAGGCAAACACUAGUAGGUGGAAGGUCAAAGGGAAGACCCAAACUUAGAUACAUCGAACAAGUGAAACAAGAUCUGAAAACACUUAAGAUUACCAAUUGGAAAAACAAAGCAAAGAACAGAACAGAAUGAGGAAAAAUCCUAG